This is a messenger RNA of Colius striatus (speckled mousebird), 3834 nucleotides long. It is a transcript of the gene MAP7D2, whose product is annotated as MAP7 domain containing 2. Gene Ontology annotation, cellular component: microtubule cytoskeleton. The record is from RefSeq and is a predicted model, not a curated record. NCBI's taxonomy places the organism in Eukaryota, Metazoa, Chordata, Aves, Coliiformes, Coliidae. The coding region runs from base 68 to 2218 and encodes 716 amino acids. Gene Ontology annotation, biological process: microtubule cytoskeleton organization. The transcript has 17 exons.
UGGGCGCCGCGGAGAGGAGCGGAGAGCCGGCGGCGUAGGACGCGGCGGUGGCCACCGUCCGAGGAAGAUGGCGGAGCCGGGGGCUACGCGCAGUUACCCGCGGGCGACAGCCAUUGAUGGAUUUCUAAAAACAGAUGAAAGACAAAGACUGGCAAAGGAGAGAAGAGAAGAAAGGGAGAAAUACCUUGCUGCUAGAGAACAGCAGAUAUUGGAGAAGGAGAGAAGAGCAAAAUUACAAUAUGAAAAGCAAAUGGAGGAGCGAUGGAGAAGACUGGAGGAACAGAGGCAGAGAGAAGAGCAGAAGAGAGCAGCUGUUGAAGAAAAACGGAGGCAAAAGCUUAAAGAGGAGGAGGAACGUUUAGAAGCCAUGAUGCGUCGGUCCCUUGAACGCAGCCAGCAGCUGGAACAGAAGCAGAAGCGAUGGUCAUGGGGAGGAGCACUGGCUGCAGGCUCAGGAGGGAGAGAUGCGUGUGACAAACUUUCAGCUUCUACAAUGAAUCUGCCAAAGCAAAUGGAAUCGCCAAUCAGUAAGCGCCUCUCCUCCUCCACAGCGGCAAUAACACAUUCCCCCGACAGAGCUCACCGCAUGCAUCUUAGUCCAAUGGAAAACUUUAUUGUCUCGCGACUGCUGACUCCCACACAGUCAUCUUUAGCCAGAAGCAGAAGUACAUUAAUGCUUUCUGAGCAGUACAAUAAUUCAGUAUUCCAUAUCUGUCCUCGUGUAGCACCAGCUAGUCCUCUUAAAUCUCCCUACAAGCCUUCCCCUACCCGAAGCACCGACAGAAAGAAGGCAACUUCACCCUCCACUUCCGAUGCCAUGAAAGGGGCGGCUGCAGCUGAAGCUACUCAGACUGAAAAGAUAAAGAAAGAGAAGAGACCCACAACACCUGGCUCAUCAUCUGCUAUGGGAUCUCCUCUAAGAAGGUCUGAUUCUCCUGCUGCCAUGUCCAGAAGAUCUGCAUCACCUGCAACACCUAAGACAGUUGCGAAGUCUUAUCCUCAGUCUCCUAAAAAUGCCAAACAAUAUCCAGCUUCUCCUGUGAAGCAUCGUGCCACUUCUAAUCUCAACCAGGAAACUCCUAAAAAGAAAGCAGACAAGGAGAAAGAAAAUGUCAGUCAUCUAAAAUCUCCAGGAGCACGCACUGAUGAGGCAGGCCAGGUGGCUUCUGAGAAGCAUGUGCCUUCUGCAGCAAAGACUGAAAGUAAUGAAGGAAAGAUCACAGCAGGAACAACUGAUGCAGAGGAAGCUUCGAAAAUUCUAGCUGAAAAAAGACGACAGGCCCGCCUGCAAAAAGAACAAGAAGAGAGAGAGAGACAGGAAAGAGAAGAACGGGAGAGGCUUGAAAAAGAAGAACAGAAAAGAAAGGCCGAAGAAGAAAGACUUCGUCUAGAAGAAGAGGCUCGUAAGAAGGAGGAGGAAAGAAAACGUGAAGAGGAAGCAGCUAGAAAGAAGGCAGAAGAGGAAGCCAGGAGAAGAGCUGAGGAAGAACAAAUGCUAAAGGAAAAGCAAGAAAAGGAGCUCCAGGCCAAACUUGAGAAACAGAGGCAAGAAGCAGAAGUCAAAGCCCGUGAAGCAGCUGAGCAACUUCGUCUUGAGAGGGAACAAAUCAUGCAGCAAAUUGAGCAAGAAAGACUGGAGCGGAAGAAGAGAAUAGAUGAAAUAAUGAAGAGAACAAGGAGGAGUGAAACACCAGAGAUAAAGAAGGAAGAGCCAAAACUGGAGGUACCAUCAACUUUGAAUGUGGAAAAGCAACCGAAGGCCCUUGUUCUCAACCAGCCAGAGAUCAAUGGAUUGGCAACCUGCCUGAAAAAUAAAAGCUUAGAAAGUGCUGCCUCUGUAAUCCCUUCCCAAGAUGUAGUUGCUAAUGUACUAAAGUCAGUUCCAGGACUUAUUCAGCUGGAAGCUGUUGAUGGGAAAUCUAACAACAUGGAAGACUCAACAGAUGAGGUUCAGUCCAUGGAUGUGAGCCCAGUUUCAAAAGAAGAACUUAUCUCUAUUCCUGAAUAUUCACCCAUGAAUGAACUCAUGCCCGGUGUUUCUUUGGACCAAAAUGGGACAAGUAAUGCCAAAGCUCUUGAAGAUCUCUUGGAUUUCACAGGCCAAGCUACAUACACCAAGACAUCCAGUGAUACCAUUAGCCUGGAUGACUGUAACAAAAACUUGAUCGAGGGAUUUAACAGUCCAGGACAGGAAAACACUCUUAAUUCUAUCUGUUGACAACCUUGCUUUUCAGCAGGAGAGAUAAAGAGGUAGCAAUUUGUGGAGGAUAUAUAUCUCUGCAAUGCUACUGGCAGUAAAAUGUGAGCUUGACACUUGAAAAAGCUUCUGCAGUCCUUGAACACUGGAUUUAAAAUAAUCAGAGCUGAAUAUAACUUUGUCUUCCCAGGGAAUAUGUUGAAUAGCUGGCUGCUUUUGGUAGAAACCAAUGACUUAAGGCCUUGAUGGUUUCAUGGAAGGCUGUGUGUACAUUAGAAUUUGAGCUUUAGCUGCUAAUAAAGCAUUUCUCUCUUAAUUUAAAAUUCAUCUCAACACUUCACUGUGAUUUUUACCUGUGCAUUACGUUUUGAGAUAAUUCUUCCUUAAGCUUUAUUAUACAUCCACUUUGACAUCUUUUUCUUGUAUAUAAUGAUGAGGUUUGCCCACAGUGCAUUGAAAUGAAAGAAUAUACUGUACCUUAGUUUUGUGCCUAUCUUUUUUGGUUUUAAUAAGGAGUUACUGGCAACUUUUAUGCAGGUGUAUAAUUCAAAACUGUAGCUGAAGAGGCUUGAAAAAUAUACAGCUGCUGGAAUCAAAAGAGCCAAAAAGACUGUGGAGUGUGGGAGCUAUUCUGUUAUGGUUAUGUUGACACUUUUAGUCACUAGUGGCACUUACUGAUUAAUAUUAAUUAGUCUGGGAGCAACUAUCAACUAUGUGUUGAAAAAACAUACUUGUGUAACUCCUGUAAACAAAGUAGGCAAAAUGCCUCGUGUAAUCCCUUAAUAUAUAUAUAUAUAUAGUAUAGCUGUAGUAGAUCCAAGUGAAUGGUGAGGCGGGUCAGGUAACAUGUUAAUCUUUGAAGAUGCAGACACUUGAUUAAUACCAGCAAGCUUUCUGUCACACGGAGAAGAAUUCUGUCUUCCUGUAGGCUCGACAGACGACGAUACAACAGCUGAGGCACACCUGGGAAACACAUCUAGCCCGCUUAACAUUCUGUAAGCACCUGUACAGAGAAACUCACAUCAGGAUGUAUCAUGUCUAAACAGUAUGUGCCAUACAGUGUUAGCUUUGUUUCUGAUGGUGAGAUAUGAUAACUUUAUGCUAGAUCAUGUGCUGCUUUGAGGACACUUUAGUCCAGUUCCUUAAAACAAUAAAUUACAAGCGCAACUCUCUUUGGACACUAACACAAAAGAAGUGAAAACUUGGGAGUGGUGGGGUGGUUUUUUUUGCUUUUUAUUGUUUGGGAUUUUUUCACAUGUAAGGGAGUUCACAGCAUAGCUUGAGCUCAGUUGUAGCCUCGUUCUGAUUCUUUAAAGCCAGCCACGGGAAAGUAAUCAAUGAUGUUAUGUGCGAUGUAUAAAGAAAUCAUACCUACAACAAUCCAGCUCCAUUUCUGUUAGUGUACUUCAGAGAAGUACUCUCUUUUAACUGUGCAGUAAGCUGUAGCAUGGUACUGUGUCUUCCAAAUUAGUCCUUCAUCUAUUUCCUAAGUAACAAACAAACAGAAACCGUUUGUUUCGCCGUGAUACCUUGUGUUUGACAAAUGUCACAUAUUUUAUUAUGGUGUCAUUGUAUAACCUGUAGAUUUCUGUAUUUGCAUGACCUGUAUAGCAUGUAUAAAGGUGAAAUACAUUUUC